This is a messenger RNA of Lotus japonicus, 576 nucleotides long. RefSeq lists its product as uncharacterized. The transcript has a single exon. The coding region runs from base 1 to 576 and encodes 191 amino acids. The record is from RefSeq and is a predicted model, not a curated record. Lineage: Eukaryota; Viridiplantae; Streptophyta; Magnoliopsida; Fabales; Fabaceae.
AUGGCAAGAAACAAUUUUUUUAACUUGUUCUUCAAUCCAUUCACAAAAGAAGUGAAACAACUUGCAUAUGGACCUGAAGAAUGCAGGAAUAUACCAUGUGUAGGCUUUUCACAUCCUCUAACGUCUCCAGAAUGUGUAGUCAUUGAACUUCAUCAUACCUCUGAUGACAUGACGGUAUACAUGACUCGCCUUGGGAAGAAAGAAUGGGAAGAAUUCUCUUUUGAAGACUGUUACUUUUGUUUCGUCAAUGUCAGCCCUUGUUUCCAUAAUGGUGCAUUCUAUUAUCUUAACAACAAAGGAGAGUUGGGAAUUUUUAAAGUAGUAGGAGAAGAAGACAUCCUUUGGGAAGAGAUUGUGAAACCUCUUCCUCCAUUUGAAAUUUCUCUAUACAAGAUAGACCCUGGUGGCUACUAUAAGUGCUUCCUAGUAGAGUGCAAUGGUAGUCUCUUGUUGGUAUUUGAAUGUGCUUUUGGAAAUUGGGUUCAAGUUUUCAAACUAGAUGAGUCUAAAAUGACAUGGUUGCAAGUUGAAAGUCUUGAGAAUUGGAGGGUCCCUCGCCCAGGAGUCCAGCCUUAG